This is a messenger RNA of Polyodon spathula (Mississippi paddlefish), 1829 nucleotides long. Its product is annotated as RPA-related protein RADX-like. The record is from RefSeq and is a predicted model, not a curated record. Gene Ontology annotation, biological process: regulation of DNA repair. The transcript is spliced from 10 exons. Gene Ontology annotation, molecular function: single-stranded DNA binding. Lineage: Eukaryota; Metazoa; Chordata; Actinopteri; Acipenseriformes; Polyodontidae. Gene Ontology annotation, cellular component: replication fork. The coding region runs from base 18 to 1829 and encodes 603 amino acids.
CGAAGGAAGUUGAUAAAAUGGCGUUUGUUGCUCCUCGCUGCGUGUUACAGAGAGCGCUUUCCCCGUGGGACGCCGGUUCGGUGUCUCCACCCGCCCGCUGCUCCAGAAAGUGCAGGGAACCGUUGUACGUGGUCGCCCUGAACCGAUAUCAGGCCGACCCGGGAUCCAAACGUUAUUUCCCGCCUCACGGGUUUCUCUACGACGCCACCCUGAGCGACGGCGAUUGCAGAGUCCGCGUCACGCUGCACCCGAAACUCAACCCGCUGGUUCUUAAAAACGCGCUGAGGUGCGGUUCCGAGCUCUACGAUGUCCACUUCGACGUCCACUUCGACCAGCGUGGCCACAGGGUCCAGGUUCUGGAGUUGGAGAUCGAGGAAGAGCAGGCUCGGAGCCGAGCUUUGGAGCGGCUGAGGGGGCUCAAGCUAACGGACCUUCCUUGGUUCGGUCGGUUCGGCGGCGAGGUCCAGGCGGUAGCUGCACCCUUGUUGGCGCGGAGGGCGUGUUAUUUGCCCCUGUGGAGCUGCGACGAUUAUUUCGGAACCGAGGUCCACAGAGCCCUGCCCUAUGGCUUCCAUUAUGCAAACGACACCCACGCAGAAGGUAUGGAGUUCGUCACUCUGCAGCAGGUGAAGGAUGCCUUCCUUAAGAAGGACAAGGGUAAACCCGGACCACUCAUUGUCCGAGUGCUCAAAAAAUCCCGGCUGUACUAUUUUGGAAAGGAAGACCGGACCAACGAGUUCCCCUACCAGGCUGAGUUGGAGGUGGUUGAUGGGUCGGGCAGCGCCACUGUGAUCCUGUUGAACUUGCUGUGUCUACGCUGGUAUCGCCUUUUGUCCCCGGAUAUGGUUCUGAAGCUGUGGGACUACAGGGUGAAGGAAAGCUACUGCAGGAGACUGGGAGAGGAUCAGGAGAGCCAGGACCAGCAACACAUAGAGAUCAGUCUGAAUUCCCGAAACCCCAGUGCUAUCGUCAGCAUCAUCCCGGAGAUAUCUGUCCAAAGAGACUGGAGGCUGCCCCGCCAGCGCUUCAACUUCCUGACCAGAGAGGCGCUCGCUUCCUGUCCCGACGGUACCAUCUGUGACUUCCUCGGCCUGGUGAAGUUUGUGGGCCGGUCGGAGAGAACCAGGAAGAAAGGUAGGGGUCCUGGGGGGGGCGGGGAGGAGUUUACGGUGUACCGCUGGCUGCAGCUCGAUGACGGGACAGGGGGAGGGCCGAUUCUCCUCAAACUCCACUCCACCUCCCAGCCAGAAUCCCAGACAUACCUCUUCCCCAUAUGCAUAGCCGCGUGUAUGAACUGCCAGCUAGUGAGCACGGGGGGCAGUGCUGGGGGACAGUCUUCAUGCCAGUACCUGACCAGCACCAGAUACAGCCAGAUCUAUGGGGAUGGCCAUUACUGGGACAGAUUGUACACAAAUCUCCCUCUGUUCCAUCGGCUCAGUGCCUGGAUCCACACUUUGAACAAUGCGGAGGAGAGGAGAAUGGCUGUGACAGGUGGAUAUUUCAGCUUCCCGCCCCUCCCCACCAGCGUCGGACAGUAUCUCGCGGAGAGCAAAGUCGCUUCAAGUCUGCUAAGAGAGCUCUCCCGGGCUCUGCUAGGGAACCCCUGCUUGCUGACUAUGGAGGAGCUGAGGGUGGAGGUGGGGAAGCUGCAGUAUCGGGAGCACCAGCGCUUCACCAUCCAGGGAUCCAUCAUCGCGGCAAGCUACAGCAGCCCCAGAGCAGGACUGGGGGAGUGCUCCGCUCAUUACUCCUCCCGCAACUCUGCGUCUCUCGAGCCCCACUGCAGCUCAGACAGCUCUUCAGGAGCCCCGUCUCAAAACCCCAGGUAA